Molecule: messenger RNA, 2236 nt
Organism: Candoia aspera
Lineage: Eukaryota; Metazoa; Chordata; Lepidosauria; Squamata; Candoiidae
Gene: ABCB10
Product: ATP binding cassette subfamily B member 10
Exons: 13
Coding region: 148-2217 (689 amino acids)
Biological process (GO): oligopeptide export from mitochondrion
Cellular component (GO): mitochondrial inner membrane
Molecular function (GO): ATP binding; ATP hydrolysis activity; ABC-type oligopeptide transporter activity
Source: RefSeq, a predicted model, not a curated record
GGAAAAGGGAGGAGGAAGCCUCGGCCGGGAGCCUUAUCAGCGGACAGCAGUAAAGGCUGGGCCCGGCUUCAUGGGGCCGCGCCGACCCAGCCCGUGAGGGGCCGCCCUCUCCCGCUCGGCCAGAGAGAAGGAAUCGCCGCGGGCUCAAUGGCGGGCUUGGCUCUCCGCCUUCCCUUGUUGGUGCGGCUGUGGCGGCGGCAGAGCCUGCGGGGCUCCUCCUGGCCUCGGGCUCUCUUCAACCCGGCGGCCCCCGGGGGCGCGGGAUGGGCCGCGGAGAGGUGGGGGGUCGCCGCUUUGCCCCCCGGCACUCUUCGCCAUGUGCCACCCGUUUCCCGCUCCGCCUCCUCCUGGGCAGCCGCGACGGAAUCCUCGCGGAAGAAGCCAGGCGACCCCCAAGGGACCGAGCCGCCCUCGGCGGUAGGGCCCGGCGACCGCGCCGUCUCGGACGCCAAGAGGCUUUUGGCGCUGGCGUAUCCGGAACGCUGGAAACUGACAGCUGCUGUUGGCUUUUUGGCUAUUUCCAGUGUCAUCACUAUGUCUGCCCCUUUUUUCUUGGGGAAAGUUAUUGAUGUCAUUUACACAAAUCCAGCUGGUGAACUUGCAGAGAACCUGUCCACAAUCUGUGCCUUAUUAACUGGAAUAUUUAUAUUUGGUGCCGCUGCCAAUGGAAUACGUGUCUACCUCAUGCAGAUUUCAGGGCAAAGAAUUGUGCAACGUCUAAGAGCAACAAUAUUUUCUUCUCUCUUGAAACAAGAAGUAGCUUUUUUUGACAAAACCAGCACUGGAGAGCUGAUUAAUCGCUUGUCUUCAGACACAGCUCUCUUGGGCCGUUCAGUCACUGAAAACCUUUCAGAUGGGUUAAGAGCUGCGGGUCAGGCCUCAGCUGCUAUUGGGAUGAUGUUUUUUGUGUCUCCCAAACUUGCUACAUUGGUCCUAACUGUAGUACCAUCUCUGGCUAUCAUAGCUGUGCUUUAUGGAACGUAUUUACGAAAACUGGCUAGAAUGACACAGGAUUCCCUCGCAGAUGCUACGCAGUUAGCAGAAGAACGGAUUGGAAAUUUAAGAACUGUGCGAGCUUUUGGGCAUGAGUUAACCGAAAUGGAAAAAUAUCAGAACAAGAUUCAGUAUGUGCUACAAUUGGCCAAAAAGGAAGCAAUAGCUCGAGCAGGAUUCUUUGGAGCAACGGGGUUAUCAGGCAAUUUGAUUGUGCUUUUUGUUCUCUACAAAGGAGGAUUACUGAUGGGUAGUGCCCUUUUGACUGUUGGUGAACUGUCUUCUUUCUUAAUGUACGCUUUCUGGGUUGGCAUAAGCAUUAGAGGAUUAAGCUCCUUCUAUACUGAGUUAAUGAAAGGUUUGGGUGCAGGAGGGCGUCUGUGGGAACUUAUUGAUCGAAAGCCGCAACUUCCUUUUAAUGAGGGAACAGUAUUAAACCAGGAUGCUUUCAAAGGUGCUCUUGAGUUCAAAAAUGUCAAAUUUGCAUAUCCAACACGUCCAGAAACAAUGAUUUUUCAAGACUUUGCUCUCAGCAUCCCUGCAGGCUCUGUCAUGGCACUAGUGGGCCCAAGUGGAUCUGGCAAAUCGACAGUUGUGUCUCUUCUACUGAGGCUUUAUGAUCCACUCUCAGGAAAUAUUACCGUUGAUGGGGUUGAUAUCCGUCAGCUAAACCCACUAUGGUUCAGAACUAAUAUCGGAACAGUAAGUCAGGAACCCACUCUGUUCUCAUGCUCUAUUGCUGAAAACAUAGCCUAUGGUGCAGAGGAUCCAUCCACAGUAACUCCUGCAGAAAUUGAGAGAGUUGCCAAAAUUGCAAACGCUUCUAAUUUUAUCCAAAAUUUUCCAGAAGGAUUCCAUACUUUAGUUGGAGAAAAAGGUGUUCUUCUGUCUGGUGGGCAGAAACAGCGAAUUGCAAUUGCUCGAGCUCUUCUAAAGAAUCCCAAAAUUCUUCUCCUUGAUGAAGCAACAAGUGCUUUGGAUGUUGAAAAUGAAUACCUUGUCCAAGAAGCAUUAGAUCGGCUCAUGGAAGGCAGAACUGUUCUUAUUAUUGCUCAUCGACUCUCCACCAUUCAGAAUACUAAUUCUGUUGCCGUUCUGGACCAAGGCAGAAUAGUUGAGUGUGGAAAGCAUGAAACACUGCUUGCAAACCCAAAUGGACUUUUCAGCAAAUUAAUGAAAAAACAGUCUUUUAUCCAGAAUAUUGAACAUGUUGCAUCUAAUUGAAAAAAAUCCUUUUUAAAAA